Molecule: messenger RNA, 653 nt
Organism: Penaeus vannamei (Pacific white shrimp)
Lineage: Eukaryota; Metazoa; Arthropoda; Malacostraca; Decapoda; Penaeidae
Product: baculoviral IAP repeat-containing protein 5
Source: RefSeq, a predicted model, not a curated record
CUUCAUUUGAAAACAAAAGUCGUCAGCUGACGUAGAAGGAACUGUGUACUCUCCUUUCCCCGUAAUUUACGCAAAAAUGACAAAGGAUAAAGAAAGAGAGGUUUUUGAGAUGAGCACAGAGGAAAAGAGAUUGAGUACUUUCAAGAAAUGGCCGUAUGGAAGUGAUACUAGUAUAAAUAAGGAGAAGAUGGCUGCUGCUGGAUUUUAUUACAUUGGUAACAAAAAGGAGCCUGACCUUGUCCGUUGCUUUGUUUGCUUGAAAGAACUUGAUGGAUGGGAAGUCGAAGAUGACCCCUGGGAGGAGCACAAAAACCAUGCAUCCUAUUGCCAGUUCAUCCAUCUCAACAAGGCAGAGUGUGAGAUUACUUUUGAAGAGAUGCAUGACUUGGAAAUGUACCGACAGAUUAAUAUGGCUACAAAAGUCUUGACAAAGAAAAUAAAAGAAUUUGAAAAACAAGCUGCAAACACGAGAGAAGUUCUCCAAACCCUUGCUUAACAAGAUAGGACUUUUGUUCACUUGUCAGGCUAGGCUAUACCUAUUCAGAUAGCAUUCUUGUCUUGUUUUAUAAAACAAGUAUUUUGCAUCUGCUCUGAAAGUUGUUUAUCUUUUAACAUUUUUCCUACACGACACUUUAUCUACAAAUUUCUGAAAU